ACUAGCAGAUCACCGAGCGCGCGAUAAAAUUUCUCAGUCACAACUAAUCUAUACAAAAAAACAUGGAGCUCCUCUGUUUGUACAUACCGCUUUUUCUUUUCCUCCUGAGUGAACUCGAGUUUAGCCUGGCUGAUAAAGGAGCACGAUGGCAGAAAUAUCUCACUCAUAUUUCUGAAGCCACCAAAAACUAUCAGCCAUGCAGCCAGGAGAACUGCAGCUGCCACAUCAGCGUCCUGAAGCAGGACCUGAAGCCGUUCAGCAACGGAAUCACGAAGGAGCUCAUGAUGGACACAGUGCGGCGUGGUGUGGGCACACAUUACCAAAUCAUCAACCACAAACUAUACAGAGAACCGGAGUGUAUGUUUCCAGCAAGGUGCAGUGGAGUCGAGCAUUUUAUCCUAAAAGUGAUUGACAGGUUGCCUAAUAUGGAGAUGAUAAUCAACGUGCGUGACUAUCCUCAGGUGCCAUCGUGGGUUCAGCCUGUCCUCCCCGUUCUCUCCUUUAGCAAGACGCCAGAUUAUCGGGACAUCAUGUAUCCUGCUUGGACGUUUUGGGAAGGAGGACCUGCAGUUUGGCCCAUUUACCCCACUGGACUGGGUCGCUGGGACCUGAUGAGAGAAGACCUGAAAAAAUCAGCAGCUCGAUGGCCGUGGAAAAAGAAAAGCCCCAAAGGUUUCUUCAGAGGCUCCAGGACCAGUCCAGAGAGAGACCCAUUAAUUCUGCUCUCCAGAGAGGAUCCGAGUCUGGUGGAUGCUGAGUACACUAAGAAUCAGGCGUGGAAAUCUGAAAAGGACACUCUGGGCAGACCCCCAGCCAAGGAAGUUCCCCUAGUUGACCACUGUGAAUACAAGUACCUCUUUAAUUUCCGAGGCGUAGCAGCCAGCUUUCGCUUCAAGCACCUGUUUCUUUGUGGCUCGCUGGUCUUCCAUGUAGGAGAGGAGUGGCUGGAGUUUUUCUAUCCUCAGCUCAAGCCCUGGGUUCAUUACAUCCCAGUGAAACAGGAUCUCUCUGACCUCAGGGACCUGCUGCAUUUCGUCAAGGAAAACGACAAAGUGGCAGAGGCCAUUGCACUAAGGGGCCAGAAGUUUAUCGAAGAUCACCUCCGUAUGGAGGACGUGUCCUGCUACUGGGAGACACUCCUCACUGACUACAGCAAGCUGCUCGAUUACAAACCCAAACGCAAAUCCAGCUACAACCAGAUCACCCGCAAACCUGACAGGUCUGAACUUUGACCUGCAGACGCACAUGAUUGUCCAGUGUCCAGAAAACGAGUUAACUGUAGUUUCUCCUCAACUUUGGCACUUGUUUCAAAACAGAUCAGGCAUGUAGAAUGGGGUAAAUAAUAACUAGAAAUCUGGCUUAAUUGUACAACAUUAGUUGAGAAGUGAGGCUGUAGAUUAGAUAAUCAGUUCAGUCGAUUCAGGGUUGAACAUUCAAACAUCUCUCAGUGCUUUAGGUGGUGCUAGUAUGUAGUAAAGGCAGCUCUAAUUAUUCUGUGCACCUGCAUCUUUAACAUGCUGUGUAGUGCUCUUUUCUCUACGAUGUCUCAUCCUGCACUGGCAAUACAAUUCAUUUUAUCAGUGGAGCUUAAAAUAGUUUCCAGCACUAACACAUGCUGAACUAUCAAAUGAAAUUAGUACAGGAUGGAAAAGACUUUUAUGCAUCAUAAACAGCACAUUCAGAAUGUGAAAUAAUGUGAAAUAAUCGAUGGUAUAGUUUAGAAAAUUCUAGUUUUACUGCAGACAUCUGAAAAUGUCAGCAGCAGUGUGAGACCAAAUUUCAACAAAGUUAAUUUAGUUAAGUAGUCGAAACAAAUUAGAGAAGAGUGUGUUUUCUUAAAUCUUGUCGUAAUAAUGAUUAAUUUUUAAGUAGAGUGACUUCACAAAUGGCAUGUCAAUCAUUCUGACUUGUCCUGUAAUAUUCAGUAAUUAUUUUUCAUACAUUUUGGACAUGAAGUAUAUUCACAUAUAGUGUCUCAUUACUUGCCUAGUGACCUAAAAUAGCUGUCAUAGAAAUGCUCUUAUUCAGAAUAUUAUCACUUCAAUCACAUUCUUCUUUUUCCACCCCCAGUGAAGACAGAUUUGGGAGGCAGUACAUACUGCCCCCUUCUGGGUGAUAACUAAAAAAGGCAGACACACACACACACACACACACACACACAUAUGCAUCCAGUGUUAAAUAUAUUUCCCUGCUCAAACACUCAGUUCAUGAGCAGGUUUAGAUGUGUUAGCACAGGAAUAUUAUAAGCUGGUCUUAAAACCUUAAUCAUCCCAUCUUAGCCAAAAUCGCUCCUUGUUGUAUGUAUCAGUAUAAACACCAACACAUCGAGCUCACAUGGGUAGUAAGGCUGCCAUAAGUAAUAGUGACUCACUUAGGACCUAUAAGUAAAUAAAGUAUCUGCAAUCAACAUGAAAGUGCCACUGUUAUCUGAAUGUGAACAUUAUUUUGCCAUUCAUGACAUCCUGAAAAUCAUAUGUAUGUUUUUUUUUUCAUUUAGAUGGUAUGAUAUAGAGCCACAUUGGCACUACAGUGUUGAAUAUGUUCUAGUAUUCUCCAAGUACAUCAGCAAUAUAUGUUCAAGUCAAGUGGGUUUACAUUGUGCUCCAUGUUGUUCAUUAUCCAACUGACUGUAAAUGAUGAAAAGAAACAGGAUAUGCAGUUACCUCGUAAUGUGUGGGUUUUUUACAGUCUACUGUUUUACAUUGUACGUUCAUUCAUUUGCUUUUGAGACCAAAUAAAUGAUAUUUUUCAAGA
This is a messenger RNA of Pangasianodon hypophthalmus (striped catfish), 2754 nucleotides long. It is a transcript of the gene poglut1, whose product is annotated as protein O-glucosyltransferase 1. The transcript has 11 exons. NCBI's taxonomy places the organism in Eukaryota, Metazoa, Chordata, Actinopteri, Siluriformes, Pangasiidae. Bases 63 to 1232 code for a protein of 389 amino acids. Gene Ontology annotation, cellular component: endomembrane system. Gene Ontology annotation, molecular function: UDP-glucosyltransferase activity; UDP-xylosyltransferase activity. Gene Ontology annotation, biological process: positive regulation of Notch signaling pathway; protein O-linked glycosylation. The record is from RefSeq and is a predicted model, not a curated record.